AUGACUUCGUCAUCAACAAAGAAAACGUUUUCAUUAUUAUCAUGUGAUUGGAUAGGUUUUGAUUUAGACCAUACAUUAAUCCGUUAUCGUUUACCUGACCUUCAUGCAUUAAUUUAUGAAUCAAUGCGUCAAUAUCUUACUGAAACCUAUGAAUAUAAUUCUCGUCUACUUCCACUUUCCUACGAUAAUUAUUUUAGUGUUAAAGGAUUAAUUUAUGAUAGUUUUUAUGGAAAUUUAAUUCAAUUAAAUUCAAAUGGAUUUGUUAAUACUGCAUUACAUGGUGUUCAUAGACGGUUAACAACUGAAGAAACAAAAGAAAUUUAUUCAAAUACAUUAAAAGAUAUUGAAGAAGAUACUAGUGAACGUUUUUUAUGUAUGUUUACUUAUUUUGAUCAUGGUAUAUCAUAUUUAAUUGCGAAUAUUGUGGAUUUAAUCGAUCAAGAAAAUUUAUAUGAAAAUUCUUCAGAAAAUCAAAUUGAUUUAGAAAAUAAAUAUAAGUUUUUUUUAAUACAUCUUAAGAAGGGAUCUGAACAUUUAUAUUAUGAUUUUAAUCGAGGCAAUUAUUUUGCAUCAUUACGUUCAAAUCCCGAUAAAUAUAUUUAUCGGCGUUUAGAUGUUCGACAAUGGUUAGAAAAAUUAAAAAAAUUAAAUAAAAAAUUAUUUUUAGCAACAAAUUCAAGUUUUAACAAUACAGAUUUAUUAGCAACAUACGCAUUGGGUGAUGAUUGGAAAGAUUUAUUUGAUUUUAUUAUUGUUGUUUCUAAAAAACCUUCAUUUUUUCUUAAUACAAAAAAACGAUCAUUUCAUCGAUUUAUUGAUGAAAAUAAUAUGAUACCAGUUACUAAUGAAGAAAUAAUUCAAAAUUUUAAUAAAAAUUAUAUUUAUUCAUUAGGUAAUAGUGAAGAUUUACAUUAUAUUAUGAGUCAAAUAAGUAAUAAAGAUCCUGUAGUUAUUUAUUUUGGUGAUCAUAUUAAAGCAGAUAUAAAUGCAUUAAAACGUUAUACCAAUUGGAUAGCGGGAGUUGUUCUUGAAGAACUUGAAUUUGAUUCACCUCCAACAGUUAUUCAUACAACUAUUCAUCAUUCAUCAACCAAUGAUCAAUCUUAUAUUAAAGGAAAUCAAUCAAAAUAUUUUCCUAGUUUUUUUAUUUCUCCAACUGAUUCGAUUAUUUUUGAUUAUAAUAAUAAUAUAAAUGAAACACAAUCUGAGCAAACAGAACCUGAUGCUAUAUUACCUUCUUUAUCGUCUUAUUGGUAUGCUUAUAUAACAAAACAUGCACAUUUAAGUUUAAGUUGUUUAAGUAUAUUAUCAAAUCAUUUUGAUCUAGAUCAUCAGUUUGAAUAUGAUCAAAAGUCUGAACAUUUUGUAAUAAUGCAUAAAAAUGAAUAA
Rotaria sordida is the source of this 1389-nucleotide messenger RNA. The record is from the annotation of a GenBank genome assembly. NCBI's taxonomy places the organism in Eukaryota, Metazoa, Rotifera, Eurotatoria, Philodinida, Philodinidae.